This is a messenger RNA of Myodes glareolus (Bank vole), 1128 nucleotides long. The record is from RefSeq and is a predicted model, not a curated record. Lineage: Eukaryota; Metazoa; Chordata; Mammalia; Rodentia; Cricetidae.
GCCACAUCAUCCUCCAUGGAGUUUUAAGGUGAUGGUGGGUUUAUUCUCCUUAAGAGGAGCAGUCCAUCCUGGCAGGGUUUGAACCUCCCUCAGAAGCAUGGGGCUGUUAUCAGGGUCAUGAUAUACUGAAAACCACACAAGAUAAAUCUGGGGAGGCAGGAAACCAUAAAGACCACAUUCAGACUGGAAGGAUAAAGGAAUUUUGGCAUCGCCCUUCACCUCUCUUAGAAAUAACAGCACAUUUUAAUCAGAGAUUUAUGCUGUGAUGAGGACAGAUUCAUCGGAGAUGACUGAUGUGGAGUCUGUGAUUAGCAGCUUUGCAUCUUCAGCAAGGGCCGGCCGACGCAAUGCCUUACCUGACAUCCAGAGUUCCGCUGCUACAGGUGGAUCCUCUGAUCUUCCACUGAAGCUGGAGGCAUUGUCCAUGAAGGAAGAUGUUAAAAAGAAGAGUGAAGAGAAAGCACAAGACCAACCGCAAAAGUCCCUAAAUGACGGAAAAUGAAGACUUACAAUUUAUCCAGGGUGUUGAUUUUAUGCACAUUGGGAGACAUAGCAGCUAUGCCUUCCUGAAGUGUUUGAUCUGGUAGUAAUCGUGGUAGUGUGUGCGUUUUAGGUAAUUUCGUUGUGCUGCUCUGUCCUUAAACCACAACCAUGAUACCCAAAUAGGUUAUUAAAAGGUAUUACAUUCAAAUUGCACCCAAGGAAGGACACACGGUUUAUACAUCCAAUGAAGUCCACUGUCUGUCUUGGGAUUUACUUAGUCAGAUACGUGUUUAACUAUGUUCUUAUUGAUAUGCAUAAACCAAAUCCUAUUAAUUUAAUACUUUGCAGAAUUUGUAGGAAAUUAUAUUUUUAGUGAGAUGGUAUUAAUAGUAAAAAAAAUCACAGGUAUAAAAUGUGUUUAUUUUUGAUCAAAAUGACACCAUAUUUUCCCCAAAAUUUAAGAGAGAUCUGCAAAUAUUGUAAAAGUUGUGACAACAUAAACAUCUCUCGGUUGCUUUUGUCUAAUGUAUUUGCAUCUAGUCUGUGUAUACUGUGACUUUUCAUAUGGAUGCACAGAAUGUAAACUUUGUGGCAAAUUGCUUACGUGAAAUAUGUGUAAUAAAUAAAUUUCACUAUAUUCCUUAA